Cercopithifilaria johnstoni is the source of this 1230-nucleotide messenger RNA. The record is from the annotation of a GenBank genome assembly. NCBI's taxonomy places the organism in Eukaryota, Metazoa, Nematoda, Chromadorea, Rhabditida, Onchocercidae.
AUGUCCUCGAAAUGGUUGCCGCGUUAUAUGGAAAAUCCUUUUCAAAAGAAUCCAAAGAAAGGAGCUCAGUCUGUCGCGAAGACAUGGUUGGAAAAUGAAGCGGGACAGCUUUUGAAGAAAAUAAUGAACAGAUCUUCGGAUGACGAUGAUUUGCAUGGAGGCGCAUACACCGGUGAAGCGGGUAUUGCAUAUGCUUUGUUAAGAGCUUCUUCAUCAUCCUUUAACCACAGUCGAGAGGAAUCAAUGAAAUAUGGAAGACGCAUACUUAUGCGGCAUUUGGAAGCUGUUAGAAAAAAUAAAUCAAACCGAGAAACAUGUUAUUUGUUGGGAUCAUUAAGUAUUUACGUGGUCUACAUACUAUACGAAAAAACAAGCGAAAGAAGCAAACAGUUGAUUGACCGUAUUAUUGAGAUCGGCCAUCUUAUAGCCAGCAGUGAUGUACUUGGUAAUGGAGAUGACGAACUGCUUGCUGGGCGCGUCGGUUUCCUCGCUGCCGUCAUCACUCUUAGGCAACAUAUGGAUCAUGGAGUCAUUCCUGACGUAUGUGUUGGAAACGUUGUAAAUAAAGUAAUUGCUUCUGGUAGAUCUUAUGCGACUUCGAAACAGUUUAAGGUGCCGUUAAUGUAUCAUUAUCAUGGGCGUCAUUACCUGGGUGCAGCCCAUGGUCUUAUGGGCAUCCUGCAGAUGUUACUUUGCUUCGUUGAAUUUUUGGAUGAGGAGGCAAAAUCCGAUGUCUUGAAAACAGUGGAUUGGAUUGUAUCACUGCAGUUAAAAAAUGGUAACAUUCCGGCAAAAGUAGAAGAGGGAGGACUCGAUCGAGGUGAAAAUGAACUGGUUCAUUGGUGUCAUGGUGCGACUGGUGCUGUUCAUUUGAUGGUUGUUGCGUAUUUACGAACCUGCAACGAGAAAUAUCUAAAAAGUGCAGAUGCAGCGCUGAAUCUUAUUUGGCAGAAGGGUAUCUUGAUGAAAGGGCCGGGGAUAUGUCAUGGUGCUGCUGGCAGUGGUUAUGCUUUCCUAUUAUUUCACCGACUUACCAAUGAACAGCGGUACCUGGAUUGCGCUCGCUGUAUUGCGAAAGCUUUUUGUAGUGAAGACUUCAGACGAAGGGCUCGGACACCUGACCGACCGUAUAGCUUAUUCGAAGGGAUAAGUGGAACUUUAUGUUUUAUGUGUGACUUGUUGGAACCACAUAAAACGCAAUUUCCUCUUGUACCUAUACCUUUUUCCUGA